AUGAUCAGGAUCUUCCCGGACUUCAGCGUGCAGGUGACGGCGGCUCCAGGAGCUGGAGGGGCUCCUCCCGAGCCUGGGGCGGCCAGAAGCGGGGGUGCCAACGGGAGCCACUCGCACAAUGUGCCCGGGGUCAGCUCCUACCAGCAGCGGGGAGCCUCCAGGCCUAUGACUGCAUGUCCCAUCCCUUGUCCUCCAGACCUCAACUUAAGUUUACAAGCCCUGCGGAAAGAGAAAUCCAGGGAUGCUGCUCGCUCUCGACGUGGAAAAGAAAAUUUUGAGUUUUACGAGCUUGCCAAACUGCUUCCUCUCCCUGCAGCCAUAACCAGUCAACUGGAUAAGGCCUCCAUCAUUCGGUUGACCAUCAGCUACCUAAAGAUGAGAGAUUUUGCCAACCAGGGAGACCCGCCGUGGAACCUACGCAUGGAAGGCCCACCUCCCAACACCUCUGUCAAAGUUAUAGGAUCCCAGAGGAGAAGAAGCCCUAGCUCUGUGGCCAUUGAUGUUUUUGAUUCUCAUCUUGGGAGUCACAUCCUACAGUCUCUGGACGGAUUUGUAUUUGCACUAAACCAGGAAGGAAAAUUUUUGUACAUUUCGGAGACUGUGUCCAUCUACCUUGGCUUGUCUCAGGUGGAGCUGACAGGAAGCAGCAUUUUUGACUAUGUUCAUCCAGGGGACCAUGUAGAGAUGGCAGAGCAACUUGGCAUGAAACUUCCCCCAGGGCGUGGACUUCUCUCACAGAGUGCCAAUGAUGAUGGAGCCAGCUCAGCUUCAUCAUCCUCACAGUCUGAGACCCCAGAGCCAGUGGAGUCCUCCAGCCCCGGGAUCCUCCCUCAGGACAACUCUCUAGAAAGGUCUUUCUUCAUUCGGAUGAAGUCAACUCUGACUAAGAGAGGGGUGCAUAUUAAAUCCUCGGGGUACAAGGUGAUUCAUGUAACUGGACGAUUGCGUCUCCGUGUAUCUCUCUCUCAUACUCGCUCUGGUACUGGACAGGUCAUGGGCUUAGUGGUUGUGGCUCAUGCACUCCCUCCUCCAACCAUCAAUGAAGUCCGCAUUGACUGCCAAAUGUUUGUAACACGAGUCAAUAUGGACCUCAAUAUUAUAUACUGUGAAAAUAGGAUCAGUGAUUACAUGGACCUUAAUGCUGUGGAUUUGAUGGGAAAAAGAUGCUAUCAUUUCAUUCAUGCAGAAGACGUGGAAGGCAUCAGGCACAGCCAUCUAGACCUGUUGAACAAGGGCCAGUGUGUAACCAAGUAUUAUCGAUGGAUGCAGAAGAAUGGCGGCUACAUCUGGGUGCAAUCUUGUGCUACCAUUGCAAUCAAUGCUAAAAAUGCCAAUGAGCGAAACAUCAUCUGGGUCAACUACAUCCUCAGUUUGCCUGAAUACAAGGACAUUCCAAUGGAUAUUGCUCAGCUUCCACAUUUGCCUGAAAAGACAUCAGAAUCCUCAGAGACCUCUGACUCGGAUUCAGACUCCAAGGAUAAUUCAGAGGAUAAUGAUAAUCCCAAGUCAGAUGGAAAGGGUAACCUGUCUGAGCAGAGUGAGGAUCCAGAGCCAGACCGUAAACAACCUGGUCAACAUUCUGAUCCAGAAAUGAAUUGCGAUGAAGAUGCUAACAGCUCAAGUGAUGCUUGUAGUGAGGAGAGUGAAGAAAGUGAAGACUGUGAGGUUAGAAAAGCAGCAGAAGAGAUGGAACAAGGAGGCCUAAGUGCAUUAGGGAGUAUUAGUUCUUUGGGAGCACUUGGUCCCAUGCACAUUAAAGUAGAGCGAUACACUGAAAGUGAAACAGACAUGCGUGGACCUGAAUCCCUGAGUUCUGGCAGUGCCAAAGACUCUGAGAGUGGAGAGGAGGAAGAAGAGGAUGAUGAGGAGAGAGCAGUCUGUGUCUCUGGUGUGCUAGGUAGACACCAACGGAGAAAAAGGAGGCGGAGAAAGAGUUUAGGGCAGUGUGGUGGCCGCAGGAGACGUCUGUCUGGGGGAUCCAGCCCCAGAGGAAUAGAGGGAGCACUAGGGGAUCCUCCAAGACUGCUUCCUUCCACUCCUCCCCCUACAGGCACCUGUUCUACGUCAUCUGUGCUGAAGAUCAAGACAGAAAUGGCAGAACCUAUUAACUUUGAUAAUGACAGCAGUAUUUGGAAUUUCCCGCCUAAUCGUGAAAUCUCACGCAAUGAAUCCCCCUAUAGUAUGACCAAGCCUCCAGCAGGGGGUGAGCACUUCUCCCCAUCCCCAUCAUCUUCUACUGCUGCACCUCCAGCCCUUCAUGUCUCUAUACCAGACUCUGUUCUCACACCCCCAGGUGGGACGGAAGGAGCUGGGCGCAGCAAAGCGCAAUAUUCAGGAUCCUCAGGAGGCUUGGGUCCUGUUAAUUCAGAUCCACUUUCACCUCCACUGUCUGCCUCACCUCGCGAGAAACCUCCCCAAACAGGCGGCCCAUCAAAUUCUCUUCUGUAUGCAGGAGAGUUAGAAGCACUACAAAGGCUUCAGGCUGGCAAUGUGGUCCUUCCUCUUGUGCAUCGUGUUGCAGGAACCCUUGCAGGAACAGGAAGCAGUGGACAGAGGGUGUACACCACAGGCACCAUUCGUUAUGCCCCAGCUGAGGUGACAUUGGCCAUGCAGGGCAAUCUGCUCCCUAAUGCCCACCCUGUGAACUUUGUGGAUGUAAAUGGUCCUGGAUUUGCUCUAGACCCCAAAACCCCAAUGGAGAUGCUGUACCACCAUGUACACCGACUAAACAUGUCUGGUCCAUUUGGAGGAGCGGUGACAGGUGCUGGUCUUACCCAGGUCCCUGCUGCCAGUGUCUUCACUACAGCUGAAGGAAUUUUCUCCUCUCUUCCAUUCCCAGUGUACAGCAAUGGUAUUCAUGCAGCACAGACUCUAGAACGUAAAGAAGACUAAGAAAAACAAAGAGGAAAAUGACUGAAAGAGAGAAAGAAGAUAAAAUAGACUUCAGAGAGCAGAGAAAGACGAUAUAUAAUAAUUCAGAAUGUAGGUGGCUUUGUACUGGUGUUAGGGGCAGCUAAACCUGGCCACCCCAUGUCUCCUCCGCUGCUCCCUAAUCCAAAGCCGCAAGAGGAAGAGGUGGUCUUUCAGACUCAAUCCAAAUUAAUAAUAUCCUCCAAAACAUAUUGGGACCACUCGCCCUGUCUUCCACAUUUCAUACUUAGCUGGGCUGCAUACAAUAAAUGUUUCUCCAUCAGCCUCCUUUUCUGCGGCUUUGGUUUAGCUGGCAGAUGCCUCUCCGGGGACCGCUCGCACUGUGCCCUUUGCUCUGUCACUUAGAGGAGGGAGCAACGGCUGCAUUCUGAUCCUUUACAACAUAAAUUUAUUCCAGCACUUUGACUCACAUCUCAAAUUCCCUCUUUUGACCCGAAACCUUUAUGGGCUUCUUUUACUCCUCACCCUGUCACUGCCAAAAUACUGAGACAUUGAAUGUGUUGUAAUGUUUAUUUCUCAGAAUGUUUGGACCUCUCCUUCUCUGCUGCUAGACAUUGGAGCCAUUAACUUUUUAUUUACCAGAAGAACAGUACCAUGCAUACUUCUCUGGCAAGGAAAGAGGUGGCAGGCAUGCACUACUAGAUGAUUGAAGUAUAGUCAGCCUUGCAUUGACCCCCAACAUUGCAAAAGGGUGUUGACUGAAACAGCCUAUAAACACCUGUGUAUUGAAGUUAACAAAGAUGCCUUUUCAAGGGAAAUGUUAUGGGUGUGUAUAUUUUAUCAUACACACGUCACGUGCAGGAACAGAGAGUUUUCCACACCAGGUUCACAUACUGUGACAAAGAUGUGUGUAUGAAUUCUCCUAACCACAGGAUAAAAUUCAGGUAUAUGAUGCCCAGCUGUUACUGAGGAAAUGUCUUCUAGACACCUGAGAAGGAGCAUAAGGUUCUUCUGGCAGUUAUCAGUAGCCAAAUUACAGUGUUUGCUGUUAAUUGCUGCCAUUAUGAAGUAUAAGGACUGUUUUACUAUAAGUUUACAAGGAAUCUAUUGUUUCCCCUCUCAAAAUUUUCCAACAUUACACUGUUGUAGAUGUUUUCACAGCAUCCAACCAACACACCAUAACAAAUAUUGUCAGAAAGAUUGUGAUUACUCCUUAUCUGAAGACAUUAUCUAUUCUUCCAUAAAUAAGAUAUUUCAGGGGAGAUGUAUCAAUCUGAUUCUACACUGGCAUAGUUGCCCAUAGCAACCAAUCAGAUUCCACCUUUCAUUUUCCAAAGGAGCUGUCAAAAAUAAAAGGUCAUUUUCUUGCUCCUCAUGCCUGCUCAGAGAAGAUUUGAAAAUAUUGAAGUCAUUUAAAAGGUCUUUUCUGAUAAUUUCAGGAGAAGGUGCCAGGAUAAUGGGCAGGAGCUGGUAGAGAUUAGGUUGGAAGAUUGGUGGGACCAUGAGAAGGAUUGGAAGCAGGAAGGCCUUGUCAGCAGUUGGGGGUUAAAUAGAUAAUGCAUACCUCAGAUUUUUCAUUAUCUUCUCUUAGAUCCCAAAUCAAUUGUGGAAACAGCAGUGGUAAGGCGCUGGAGGAGAAGUUCAGGUUUGGAUGUAAGAUCACUAAUUGCAGAGGUAGGAUAUACAGUAAACAAUUCAUCUGGUAUCCUGGCAUUAAAGUGACAGGAUUAAUAGAAAUGGUCUGUAUCACUGGGCAAAGUCAGAAGAUGAUAAUGUUUUUUCUAUACACAUUAUACUAGCUCUAGUUAAAUUAGAAUCUUUUUCCUUGUCAAUCAGAUAAACUGUUACCCCUUACUGGGAUGAGGACAGGGUAGUCCUUUACCUUAAAUACAAGCAACGUUUUGCUUUGUUACCUACUCACAGGCAACUAAAGCUAUUCUAGUGCUUCAAUCCAUGCCGCUCACUAACAAUAUAAGCCAGGUUGUUUGCCCAGACAAAAUAAUGAUAUGGAAAAAGUGGGUUACUUUGCAGAUUCCUUUUUUGCACAAAACACUUUACUGACCCGUCGUGUUUUUGGUGUUACAUGUUGUGUGUCCCCACCAGCACUGUGUUUCUGUGUUAUACUUUACAGUAAAUGGAGGGUUAAAAAGUAAGACAUAGAAGUCAUCUUAACCUGCAUAUUUUUAACAUAUAUGUUUCUCUUGCUUUGCUACUUUCUGUUCCAUGUCUAAAAAGCUUAGACGGGCUUACAAGUUCCUGUAAACAACUAACACAUAGAAAUGAUUUACUGUAUUCUCAGUCAGAAAGUCUCAGCCAAAUCUUUGGAAAAGGCAAAUGGGAUUUUCAGGAUGUAAGAAAAAAAGUUAAGAACAAGACAAGUGCAGGCAUUGACUGAAGGGGGGAAGGGAAUCUGAGUCAUUCAGAAACCAAAAGUGUGACGUUUCAUGGAAUAAUGGAUUUUUAUUUCCUAGUUCCAGUCUGUUUGGCAGCUUAUCUGUGACACAUCUAUUACCAGGUGUGAGACUUUGUAAUGUGUUGCUUCGUGUAUUAAAAAAAGAGAAAAAAACACAAAUCUAAAGAGGUUUAGAAAAAAGAAAAAAAAAACAUUUCCAAUUGUCUUUUAGCUGUCUCAUUCCAGUUUCAACGUGUGUUACAAUAUGCAGUAUAUUCUAAGCUAAUGUAAGUGUUUAUAUCUGUUGUCUUUCUCUGUGCUUUUAAAACUGUAGUCUGGGUCUGUCACGUUCUUUACUCCCUGUGUGUCAGUGAAUCGGUGGUACCUGGGGGCUUGUGGAUGUUUGUAUAGUGGCAACGCUGCUUUCACUGUUGGUACACCCUAUGGGUAACUUUGCUCUUUCCUUGUUUUAUUUUGGCUAUCGCUUUUACUGUUGUGAAAUUUCAGUACUCUGUCUUAAUGACUGUUCUGUAAUUUUUACCUAUGUCUUAUGUCUGUCUUUCCUACAUAAACCAGCAAAGAUCAUUUUUGAUUUAUUUUUUUUAAAAGCCACCGACAUGCUUUGUGCAAGGGAGGAAAGAACAGCUAUUUUUUCUUUCUCCACAUAGAGAUUAACAUCUCUGUGAUACUGUAGCUGUAGAGAAGUUGAUCUGACAUAUCAGUAGCCCAGUGUACUUUGCAUCUAUGCUAUCUAGAGGAGGCUCAUUAAUGGUGAUAGAAACAUUGGUGUAUUUUGUACACUUUUAUCUAGACCUGUCAGUCUUCUUUUACAUAUGUUAGUAGUCCAUGCAGUCCAUCUCUGCCUGAUGCAGCCAUUAAUGCUCUUUUUUUGUUGUUGUUUUUUUUCCCCCCAAUUACCAGCAUUGCAGCCUUUUAUUAAACUGAAGGGUAGCCCAGAUUAUCACAUUAUAAAGAUCCUACACAAUAGUGGGGUACUUUAUCACCAACCUGCAAUACAUGAACUCUUAAUUCUAAUUGCUCUGUCUCUAUCUGUUGCUGCUUUUGAACAAUUUUCUAGGCAUGCAUUGCUUCUACCUCCUAUAUUUCGAGAGAGGCAAAUUAAAAAGAAAUAAUACAAACUGCAAGUGUUAAGCCUCCUAUGUCAUGGUCUUUUGUGUCUCCUUGCAGGGAAGGGGUUAAUGUAAUGUGGACCCUAGUUCUCUGCCAGAAAAUCCAGCCAUAAAUCCAGUACUAGAAAACACUCCUCUAGAAUUUUCUAGAGGUGGAAUGGGUCAGUAUGAUGACUCCCUGCACAGACUUGGUGGUUGCAAAACACUGAAAUCUCACAUUAGAUUCUUUUUUGCUUUAUCCUUUGUCUUCCAUUCUUGUUUUCUGUUUGUUACUCUUCUGUUUCUUUUUUUAAUAUUUUUAAUAGGUGUUUGUGUUGUGUUGAAGAUUAAAGAAAUAAUAUUAUUAAUAAUAAACUAUUGAAGAUUUCUGGUUAUUUCAAUUGAGCAAGUUUAACAGCUGCUUUCAAAAUAAAUUGUCUGACCAUUUUCAAAAAUGACAAAAAAGGUCAUUUUUUAUUUGUGACAACUGUGUCUGUGUUUUUAACUGUUUCUUGUAAAUUAAUAUGAAAACGUUAUGAGGUUGGUGCCACUUUGGUUUAUUAUUCAAAUAAAAAGGGAGGGUUAAUAGGAAAUAGAGUAAAAAAAGUGUACCUGUAAACCCAGCAGUGUUACCAACUUAAACGUUUAAAAGUAUAUAUAUUAAAACGUUAAAAAAUGUGAACGUUAUGGGUACGUUUUAUCGUGUUUUGAAUACUAACUCAGUUUUAACUCAACGUGCCUCAUCUGUUGUAAAAAAAAAAAUAUAAGAAAAACAUUAUUUUUCCAUUAACCAUCAAAUUAAUACGGUGCAGAAAAGAAAUGAAAAAAAAUAAGCAAAAAAAUCUGUACAUAAUUUCAUUUUUUUUAAACAAGGUUCUUUUUAUACUUUUCUAGGCCUGCUUACACACCAUACAUGCUGUCUUUUAUGUAAAUUAAU
This is a messenger RNA of Bufo bufo (common toad), 7309 nucleotides long. It is a transcript of the gene NPAS3, whose product is annotated as neuronal PAS domain protein 3. Lineage: Eukaryota; Metazoa; Chordata; Amphibia; Anura; Bufonidae. Gene Ontology annotation, molecular function: RNA polymerase II transcription regulatory region sequence-specific DNA binding; protein dimerization activity; DNA-binding transcription factor activity, RNA polymerase II-specific. The record is from RefSeq and is a predicted model, not a curated record. Gene Ontology annotation, biological process: regulation of transcription by RNA polymerase II. Bases 1 to 2892 code for a protein of 963 amino acids. The transcript is spliced from 12 exons.